Cornus florida is the source of this 1570-nucleotide messenger RNA. RefSeq names its product aspartyl protease family protein At5g10770-like. Gene Ontology annotation, molecular function: aspartic-type endopeptidase activity. The record is from RefSeq and is a predicted model, not a curated record. Lineage: Eukaryota; Viridiplantae; Streptophyta; Magnoliopsida; Cornales; Cornaceae. The coding region runs from base 25 to 1368 and encodes 447 amino acids. Gene Ontology annotation, biological process: proteolysis. The transcript has 2 exons.
AGUAUUUCAAAAGGUGUAGCAGAAAUGGGGUUGGUUUGGUUCCUCAUUUCUUUUUUUCUGCUUGCAACAUCUUCAUUUGCAGAAGAUGAGCAAGGACGUAACAAUUCAGCUUUGCACUUCACCUUGUAUCAUGUACUUGGACAUGGCUCACCUCUAACCUCCCAGUCUCCGCCAUCCAUCUCCGAGUUAGUAUAUCGGGAUCAAGCACGAGUUAAGUAUCUCAACUCCAGACUCACUGAGAUCAAUAGAAAAAGCAGUGUCACAGAACACCUUUUUGGAUCAAAUUUCAUCAGCACACCAGUGAACUCUGAUAUGUCUAUUGGUGUGGGCAUUUACUAUGUCAAUAUUGGUCUUGGCACUCCAACCAGUUACUAUCCAGUGGUUGUCGACACUGGCAGCUCCUUGUCCUGGCUGCAAUGCCUGCCUUGCACCUGGCCCGGCUGUCACGAACAGGCCGUUCCCAUUUUCGAUCCCUCUGCAUCCAGCACCUACAAAAGGUUAUCGUGCACAACACCCGAGUGCAAUUCACUCAAGGAAGGUAGGCAGUAUGAAGAAUGCACUUCUAAUAAGUGCAUGUACAAGAUUAUCUACGGGGACAACUCUUCCUCUAGUGGGUACUUGAGUCAGGAUUCACUGAGCCUAACCCCAUUAGAAACACUGGCUGAUUUUGUGUUCGGGUGUGGACAGAACAAUACAGGUUCGUUCCGUCGGUCUGCUGGUAUUUUUGGCUUGGGUCAUACCAAGCUAUCCAUGGUCUCUCAGCUGUCACCCAAAUACGGAAAUGCCUUCUCCUACUGCCUCCCAACAGCGAGCGGAGGCAAUGGAGGCUUAUUGUCCAUAGGAUGGGAUUCAUUGAUGGGAUCACCCUACAAGUUCACUCCAAUGCUUCGCGUUCACCGAAAGUCCGGCUUCUACUUUUUGAAGUUGUCUGCGAUUGUAGUGGCAGGCAAGACGCUGCAGGGAGUGUCCGACGCCGAGUACAGCAUUCCAACAAUAUUAGAUUCAGGGACGACGCUCACAUAUUUGCAUCCGUCAGUAUAUGCAGCUCUCCGCGAUGAGUUCACAAAGAUCAUGUCCUCAAAGCACCACCAGACUAUCCCGACAUUUAAUUCUCUUGAUGCAUGUUAUAUGGGUAGUUUGAAGGAGAUGUCAUCAGAUGUGCCCGAGGUUCAGAUGGUGUUUCAAGGAGAGGCCGAACUCACUCUUGCGCCUCAAAACAUUCUUAUUGAGAGUUUGGGCAUUACAUGCUUGGCCUUCGGAGCAAAAAACAGCUUCGCCGUUAUUGGAAACGUUCAGCAGCAGACGUAUCGUGUGGCUUAUGAUGUCUCUGGUUCAAGAAUUGGGUUUGCUGCUGGAGGCUGCAGCUAGUAUCAGAAACGUAUCUCAUAUAUUAAUGAAUAAUAUGGCAUCUCAUGGCACGGAGUCGUCAGGAAAACGCUCUGCAACAACCCUUUCCAUAUGAUAGAUGAAAAUCCUUUGAUGUUGUAUUGUUCUUAUUUGUGUUUUUGGAUUCAAUAUUGUGUGCGCUAACCAUAGGCCUUUUAUAGGCCUCUUUUUAUGGGUAAUUAAA